ACGGCUGCUUGCGCCAACAAGAACUUGAACGCUGCGAGUUUCCAUCCUCGAAGGGGACCAUGGUGCGGCCGGUGAGGCAUAAGAAGCCAGUAAAUUAUUCACAAUUUGAAACCUCUGACAGUGAUGAUGAUUUUGUUUCUGCAACUGUACCUUUAAAUAAGAAGUCACGAACAACAUCAGAGGAGUUAAAACUAGAAAAACCAAAACCUAAAGUGAAGACUCUCCCGAAAGAAGACCUCCCAGUACAAGAGAAAAACCCUAAAAAAAGGUUGCCUUUAGAUGACAAGCUCUACCAGAGAGAUUUAGAAGUUGCACUAGCCUUAUCUGUGAAAGAACUUCCAACAGUCACCACUGAUGUGGAGAAGUCUCAAGAUGAAAGCACUGAAAAACAAGUCAGUAGUGAAGCAGAAACAAAGAAUAAAUCUCCCCAUAUCUCUAAUUGCAGUGUAGCCAGUGAUUAUUUAGAUUUAGAUAAGAUCACUGAAGAAGAUGAUUUUCAUGGUGUCCAAGGAAAAAGAAAAGCAGCAUCUAAAGCUGCAGUACAACAGAGGAAGAUUCUUCUGGAAGGCAGUGAUGGUGAUAGUGCUGAUGACUCUGAACCAGACUUCGCAGCUGGUGAAGAGUCUGAGGAUGAUUCUGAUUUUGAUGAGAGUGAAGGUGAUGAUGAAAACUUCACUGUCAGGAAAAGUAAAGUUAAAGAAAUAAAAAAGAAAGAAGUAAAGGUCAAAUCCCCAGUUGCAAGGAAAGAAAAGAAAACCAAGUCCAAAUAUAAUUCUUUGGACUCUUCUCCUGCUGCCGUCAAACCAGAAUGUCAGCCCUCACCAAAAAAGAUGUCUCUUUCUUCAGAGGCCACUAGGAAACCAUUGCAAAUACUCAGUCCUUCAGCGGAAAGCAGGAGACCCAAGUGGAGCCCACCAGGUGCAUCCGGAAGGAGCAGUAACAGCAGCAGCCCACUGGCAGGGGUGUCUGUUAAGUCCCCAAAUCACAGUCUCCGCCUUGGCCUGUCCAGAUUAGCACGAGUUAAACCUCUGCAUCCAAAUGCCAGUAGUGGUUGAGUAUGAUAGCAAAGAAGUGUUUCAUUAAGUGAAUUAGUUUUAUGCAGGUGUUUCUACUUGAGGAGGGUAGUGUAAUAUAAAGGAAUUCUUUAACAUAUACAUGUACAAAUUAUCUCUCCCCAUUUUGUGGGUAUGUUCUCUGAAAAGCUAUUCAAGACCUCAGUUAGGAAUUAUCCUGUACUCUCACUUCUGCUCAAGAGCAGAUUCUGGUUUGUUUGUAGAAGUUAUGCCAUUGAGUGCUUGUCAGUUUGACUGGAAGCUCACAUUACAUGCUGUUCUUUUCUGGCCUUGUCUACUUUAUGACACCUUCACUUUACUGUUUAGAGUUUAUCUGGCAAGGGGGAACAUUCCCAUUUCUUCCAAGAGAUAUAUCUAAAAUUGUUUAAGCUGCACAGUCAUGUUUAUUGCAAGGAUUUUUCCUAUUUUAGUCAAAUAUUUUUAUAGUAAGAAUUCAGAAUUAUUUUCCAAAUAAAAACAGUAGUUAUGUUAUGGCAUAUUUCUCCACCUUAUGGUUAUUAUACAGCAAAUAAAAUUUCAUGACAAGUCCUCAUUGUCAAGACCUUUAGUAAAAGUGAAAAAGUUUUAACAUGCUCUUUUCCUUGACACUAAGCCUCCGUCUGUCUGAAUGUCUACAUUUCUUGGUAAAAUGAGUGUUUCACCAAAUAAUGUUAUUCUUAUUGUUGUAAAUAUGUCAAGAGCAGAGGUAGGGAGGAGACUGUUCGUAAAGCAUCACUUAUGUUAAGCCAGUGGGUAGCUGUGGCUUACUUACUGACUCCUGUUGUGAUGUGAGGUAAAAUGACAAUACAGCUUUUCAGGAAAUUUAGGUAUGAAUUCACUGUGAAUAAAACAGUAAUAGAUAUUUGAUAUUUAUGGUGAGAAUAGCUUGAACACUUUUCAAUAAAAACUCUUCAAAUCAUGUGAGCCAUUAAAAAAUGUGUGACAGUUCAGUUCUUGG
Condylura cristata (star-nosed mole) is the source of this 2010-nucleotide messenger RNA. RefSeq names its product RAD51 associated protein 1 (gene RAD51AP1). The record is from RefSeq and is a predicted model, not a curated record. The transcript has 9 exons. Gene Ontology annotation, biological process: interstrand cross-link repair; double-strand break repair via homologous recombination. Gene Ontology annotation, molecular function: double-stranded DNA binding; single-stranded DNA binding. Lineage: Eukaryota; Metazoa; Chordata; Mammalia; Eulipotyphla; Talpidae. The coding region runs from base 60 to 1055 and encodes 331 amino acids.